AUGCAUCUCCCCGUCCUCGCCUAUAUCGGCCACGCGCUGCUCAACUACACGCUCACAAACCCGGGCGGAUCGAUCACUCCGCGCGGCACCGGCUACUACGACAUCUUCGGUGCGGGCGUGCUGACCUUUCACCCCGCCAGCGUCCUCACGCUCCCGGCCCCGAAUCCUGCCUACAUCCCGGAGACCGGUCCUCUCAACAUCUCGCUGCCCGCCUACAAGGUCGACAUCCUCAGCGGCAACGACUACUUCAAGCUGCGUUCGGGAAACAUGUUUGAGCUCGACACCACCGCGGCCGGAAAGGCGGUGAACAGCGGCGCGCUGGUGCACUUCCGCGCUGGAGGCUUCAUUCGCAUCAAUGCCUACCUCGGACAGAUCCUACAGGGCAAGGGCGAUAGAGACAUGAAGUUCGGCGAAACCGACUUCUGGGAGCCCAUCACGAUCGACACCUCGGAUCCCGAGUUGGCGUGGUUGAACUUCCGGAUGAUCAUCAGCCAGGGCCGGAUCCUGGUGGACAAGGCGACUGGAAAGGCAUAUGGUUUUGAGCUGCGUCUCUUCUCCCCGGUGUCGCCGACGGAGAUCAAGAAGAGGUAUGCUAGGGAGGACGUAGGGUUGAUACAGUAG
Messenger RNA from Tricharina praecox, 621 nucleotides. RefSeq lists its product as uncharacterized. The record is from RefSeq and is a predicted model, not a curated record. The transcript has 2 exons. Lineage: Eukaryota; Fungi; Ascomycota; Pezizomycetes; Pezizales; Pyronemataceae. Bases 1 to 621 code for a protein of 206 amino acids.